GUUCAAAAUUUAGCCGAUAAAUAAUUGAGUGUGUGAUUACCUGCUGAGUUACAUUGCAACCUCGGUACAACAGUUUCAAGCGCAAGCGAGUGGGAGAGGGCAAGGAAUGGAGUAUAUUGUUGAUGAUCCUUCUUUAAACCCAUCUUCUUCUGUAGAGGGAAGUGAGAGUGGUGCUGGGAUAGUGUCCUUCGUUAUUUUAGCAUUUUUGGCACUAUUGGUUAUAACCUUGUUUACCCCUCUUAACCGUAGAACAAAAGAGGUGAAUGAUGCUCCAGCUAAUAAGUGGGAUGAUAGCGACAGAGACACUGACCCAGACACAGACUCUGUAAACUAGAGAGUUCUUCUUACUAAUCCUAAGUAAUUGCUUCUCUAAACAUUUC
Moneuplotes crassus is the source of this 380-nucleotide messenger RNA. NCBI's taxonomy places the organism in Eukaryota, Ciliophora, Spirotrichea, Euplotida, Euplotidae. The record is from the annotation of a GenBank genome assembly.